AUGAGAGAUCCCAAAGUUUACAGACAGGGUAUUCAGAUGUUCUAUCAUUUGUUUCGUACGAUCGAAGAAUGCCUCUACUCCGAGAUUGCCAAGGAUACUAGAUACUCAGCCAUGCUUAGUUCUAUAUGGAAACCUUCCUUGGCAAGGACUGACAAAUUGUACCAAGACUUGAUGUUUUUCUACCAUGAGCAGCCGGAGAAGUUCUCUUGUCCCAUACUGAAGCAACAGGUUCAAAGUGUGCAACAUAUCAGAGAUGUGACCGCUGAAAGACCCUAUCUUUUAUUGGCCUACAUGCAUGUACUCUACCUCGCUCUCUUCGCAGGAGGACGAAUCAUGUCAUCACAGGUGGCUAGGUCUUUAAACUUGUUUCCCCAGAUGGAAGGUAAAAGCUUUGACGAGGUGGCUGCUAUGGGUACCAACCUGUACAGAUUUGAGGUGGAUGAUCCUACAGAGUUGAGAAUGAUCUAUAAGAGAGACUACGAGCUUCAGACUAGAAACUUUCUCACGGAGAAAGAGAAGGAAGAGGUGAUCCAGGAGUCUAAAAUUGCCUUUGACAUUACAAUCCAAAUUAAGCUACCAGGUGAUAACUAA
Messenger RNA from Brettanomyces nanus, 591 nucleotides. RefSeq lists its product as uncharacterized. The transcript has 2 exons. Gene Ontology annotation, molecular function: heme oxygenase (decyclizing) activity. Gene Ontology annotation, biological process: heme oxidation. Lineage: Eukaryota; Fungi; Ascomycota; Pichiomycetes; Pichiales; Pichiaceae. The coding region runs from base 1 to 591 and encodes 196 amino acids. The record is from RefSeq and is a predicted model, not a curated record.